AUGUUCGCUCGUACCCUUUCCCGCUACCAUUUCUCCACUCGUGCCACACUGAAUUUGAAUAAUACAAUCAACGGCUGCCUCCGUAACGGAAAUUUAAACGCUGCCCGCCAAGUUUUCGAUGAAAAUCCUGAGUCCAGAAACAUUGUCUCCUGGAAUUCAAUAAUUACUGGAUACAUGAGGCACAACCGUUGGCGACGUGCCGAAGAGUUGUUCGACCAAAUGCCCCAGAAGGACGUUGUUUCAUGGAACACCAUGCUUUCUGGCUUCCGCCAGGCCAACCACCCAGAAAAAUCUUACCAGUAUUUCAUGAAAAUGACCAGGGCCGGCGAGAAACCCAAUGAACUUACUUUUGCAGUCUUGAUUAGCGCAUUCUUGAACACGGGUUACAGUUUCUUGACCCCUCAGCUUCACUGUCGAGUGCUUUCUUCGGGAUUGAAUCUGAAUGAUUCUCUUGGGUCAGCAUUGAUGAGAGGUUACCUAGACUUGGGCGAUCGAGAAGGGUUGUGUCGAGUGUUUGAUGAGAUUUUGGUGAAAGACGUGGCGCCUUGGAACGUGUUGAUUCUUGGUUUUAUGGAAUUUGGGCUAACCAGUGAAGCUAAGAGGGCAUUUUAUCUGAUGCCCGAGAAGAAUGCUUUCUCGUGGAGUACUCUCAUUAAUGGAUAUGUCAAGAAUAAGAUGCUAAGUGAAGCCCGCUCUGUUUUGGAUACGAUGAGUGAAAAUGAUGUUGUUUGUUGGACUGCAAUGAUAAAAGGGUAUGUACAGUGGGAGGAUUUUUUGGAGGCUUUGGGAUUGUUUAUCUUGAUGCUAAACUCGGGGCCUAGGCCUAAUCACUUCACAUUCUCAUGCGUGCUAGAUGCCUGUGCAGGCUGCUCUUCUCUCCUCAUAGGCAAUCAAGUUCACUCAUGUAUACUUAAGGUUGGUACAGUGCUUGAUGUCAUCUUGUCGACUUCCCUUCUUGACAUGUAUGCAAAGUGCGGGGAUAUUGAGGCAGCGUAUUAUAUAUUUCAAUCCAUGUCAGAAAAGAAUCUGGUCUCCUGGAAUUCUAUAAUUGGUGGAUAUGCAAGGCACGGCCUUGCCAAAAGAGCAUUGCAAGAAUUCGAGAGAAUGGUGAAGGAAUCAAUCAACCCUGAUGAAAUUACGUUUAUUAAUGUCCUUUCGGCUUGUGGGCAUGGAGGAAUGGUUGAAGAGGGUGAACGGAUAUUUAACUCCAUGAAUUCAAAAUACGGAGUAAAACCAGGGAUUCAGCAUUUUGCUUGCAUAGUGGAUUUGUAUGGAAAAGCUGGGCAGCUCAAGAAAGCAGAGGAAUUUGUUAGGGGAAUGCCUUUUGAGCCUGAUGUGGUUGUAUGGGGGGCAUUGCUUGGGGCCUGUGGCCUACAUUCUUGUUUGGAAAUUGGCGAGUCUGCUGCCAGCAGAAUUUAUAAAUUGGAACAAGACCAUCCUGCUGUAUAUGCAAUGCUAUCCAAGAUGCACGGUGAAAAUGAAGUAUGGAAUACUGUAGCUCAGAUGAAGAAGAUGAUAAGAGUUAAGCGUGCUAGGAAACAGAAGGCUGGGCCUGUCGAGCAGCAGAGGUUUUCACUUAGACGCAUCAGAUUUCCAGCUUUAAGAUCCCUACUGUUCAAUGGAGACAGAACAAAACAUUUAAUAGCUGAUACACAUUCUUCAGUUUCCUGGUAUUCCAUGCAACGCAUCCUGAGCCUCAAACCAUAG
Messenger RNA from Coffea arabica (coffee), 1707 nucleotides. Its product is annotated as pentatricopeptide repeat-containing protein At2g21090-like. The record is from RefSeq and is a predicted model, not a curated record. Gene Ontology annotation, molecular function: protein binding; RNA binding. NCBI's taxonomy places the organism in Eukaryota, Viridiplantae, Streptophyta, Magnoliopsida, Gentianales, Rubiaceae. Gene Ontology annotation, biological process: RNA modification.